CUUCGCGGCCUUGUUUCAGACCAUUUUUCUUCCCCUCUGCACCCCCAAAAAGUCCACUAACUCUGCUCAUCACUUUCUCUCUCUACAUGUACACAUAUACAUAUGUAUACACGUAUAUACAUAUUAUUAUAAUAUAGCAAUAUUUCAUCACCUUUUUUUCUCUCUCUGCUUUCUGUCCCUCUGGUUUUACGCCGGAUGGCAGAUGAAACCGCCUCAUCAUCCCAUUCGUAAUCUCACACUUGCUCCUCAUCAAUGCGCUCUCUCUUUCUCUCUCUCCAAAAACCUUCACUUUCUCUCUCUACACCUUCCUUCGACCCUCUUCUACUAAUUCCUCCUUCACCAAACUCUUAUCUCUCUCUCUCUCUGGUACUAAUUAAAGCGUAUUUGUUGUUUUCCGAAGCUUUUAUUGAACUUGCAUGAACACUUUUCAAGUUCCAGUUCAUCGAUCCACAUAAGACUCUUCUCUCAUUGUGAGAAUGGGGUUGUGAUUUCGUAACGCUAGCUGAUCAGAGCUGAGUGAGAGGGUUGAGAGAUUGAUUCACACACACACACACACACACACACACAAACACACACACACACAUAUAUAGAAAAUAGAUGGCUCCGGAGACUAACUGGCUUUCGUUUUCGCUCUCGCCAAUGGAGAUGUUGAGUUCGACCUCGCAGUCUCAGGAGAUGCUACCAUCGUCGACCACCAAACUCGUGCCGUUCGAUGGCUCGUCAAAUGAUUCUCAGCACUACUACUUCGUCGAUAACUUCUAUGCACACGAUUGGGCAAACCCUAAGGGUCAAGCAGUGUAUACAGAAAGUGACAAUCAAGUGAAAGAAGGCACAGGACAAAGCAUUGGCGAUUCAUCCAUUUUCACAAGCUUCGUUGAAUCACAAAUGCAACAUCCUCAAGUUCCGAAGCUGGAGGACUUUUUUGGCGGCGAUUCGACGACGACUCAGUUGGUCCGGUACGCCGACGGCCAAACGGAGACACAGGACUCGUCCCUGACUCACAUCUACGACCAGAGCGUUUCGGCUUACUUCAGCGACCACCAAGACUUCAAAGCCAUAGCUGCGACCACAGCUGGGUUUCAAGCAUUCUCCACCAACUCGGGCUCGGAAGUGGAUGACUCGGCCUCUGUGGCCCGGACUCAGCUCAAUGGUGUUGAGUUUGCGGGUCAGUCCACUGAGUCAGGGACCGAGUUGGCCUACCCUCAGUGUACUAAUGGUGGUUUGACACUAAGCGUUAAUACCCAGAAAGAGAAAGCCAUUGUUUCGGCCGAAACAGAGAGUUGUAAGAAGAUCACUGAAACAUUUGGCCAAAGAACUUCGAUUUAUAGAGGAGUUACUAGACACAGAUGGACAGGAAGAUACGAAGCGCAUCUAUGGGAUAACAGCUGUAGAAGGGAGGGCCAGGCGAGAAAAGGGCGUCAAGUAUACUUGGGUGGGUAUGACAAGGAAGAAAAGGCGGCAAGGGCUUAUGAUUUGGCAGCUCUAAAAUACUGGGGUCCCACUGCCACCACCAACUUCCCUGUUACAAAUUAUUCCAAGGAACUUGAGGAAAUGAAACAUGUAACUAAGCAAGAGUUCAUUGCAUCACUGAGAAGGAAAAGUAGCGGAUUUUCAAGGGGAGCAUCUAUCUAUAGGGGUGUAACAAGGCAUCACCAACAGGGCCGAUGGCAGGCAAGGAUAGGUCGUGUUGCAGGAAACAAAGAUCUAUACCUUGGGACAUUUGCCACUGAAGAGGAAGCAGCAGAGGCAUAUGACAUAGCGGCAAUAAAGUUCAGGGGUUUGAAUGCAGUCACCAAUUUUGAGAUGAACCGAUAUGAUGUUGAAGCCAUUGCCAAGAGUGCGCUUCCGGUUGGCGGGGCAGCCAAGCGCUUGAAGCUCUCACUUGAGGCAGAGCAGAAACCAUCUAUAAACUACGAGCAGCAACCCCAAUGCAGCAGCAACAGUAGCAGCAGCAUCAGUUUUGCUGCAGUUCAGCCAGUUCCUGCUAUCCCAUAUCGCAUGCCAUUUGAGACUGCAUCAACGCUUUAUCAUCACCACCUCUUCCAGCAACUCCACUCCAACAAUGUGGGCACUUCGUCGGAUACCUCUGGCCCUGCCUCCUCCUCUGUUGUAUCUCCAAUGCCGUUAUUGCCAUCACCCGCUGAAUUUUACAUUUGGCCUCACCAGUCUUAUUAGCAGGACCGACUAGUAAGUAACUUCGCCAGCAGUACCCUUCAGCUGCUGAUGUUAACCACCAGCCCUAGAUUGUGGUGUUCACUUUAGGCUGACCUUUAUCUGACCCACCAAGUUUCGAUUAGUUUAGCGUUUAACCAUAUAGCAGGGCUCAAACACAAGGUUCUUUGUUUGAAUGCUAAAAUUUUAUUAUCCUUGGGAGAAACUGGAAUUUUGUAAGUAGCUUUUUUUCCAUAGCUUAAUGGGAUGUUGUAUGUUGAAUGGGUUUGGGGCAUCAUUAUUCUAGUCUGACAAGUUUAGGAUCUACUCCCAUUUUGGUUCUUGUUGGAGUUGCUCCUCUUGUUGUUAAUUAAUUAUUAUUGCGGAAUUCUGUGCUAAAUUAUUAACAUCUAUGACCAUAUAUAUG
Molecule: messenger RNA, 2578 nt
Organism: Cornus florida
Lineage: Eukaryota; Viridiplantae; Streptophyta; Magnoliopsida; Cornales; Cornaceae
Product: AP2-like ethylene-responsive transcription factor AIL6
Exons: 10
Coding region: 598-2175 (525 amino acids)
Biological process (GO): regulation of DNA-templated transcription
Molecular function (GO): DNA binding; DNA-binding transcription factor activity
Source: RefSeq, a predicted model, not a curated record